UUCAAAGAUCACCAAAAAAGUUCAGUCUCCUAAUUUUUUUUGUGCCUUUGCCGAAUACAUUGUCGGUACGCUAAAAUGGAUACUGCGCAAGUACGAGAGGCCAAGGAGACGAUGGACGUGCUCUUUGAAAUGUCCAAGCUACUCGACACGGGACUGGACCGCGAGACGCUGGCCAUCUGCGUGUCGUUGUGCGAAUCGGGCGUCAAUCCUGAGGCGCUUGCUGCCGUGGUCAAGGAGCUGCGACGCGAGUCUCGCGCCGUGUCCGAACGAUGACCCGUCUCUGGCGUGUUAAAACUAACGAUGAUGUAGAUUUGCUUGAUGUAGUUUUGAUAGUGUGCGUUAAUCUUAAUUUGAUAGUCUGGGG
Messenger RNA from Capsaspora owczarzaki ATCC 30864, 364 nucleotides. RefSeq lists its product as hypothetical. Gene Ontology annotation, cellular component: interphase microtubule organizing center; gamma-tubulin ring complex; spindle. Lineage: Eukaryota; Filasterea; Ministeriida; Capsasporidae. Bases 76 to 273 code for a protein of 65 amino acids. Gene Ontology annotation, biological process: microtubule nucleation by interphase microtubule organizing center; gamma-tubulin complex localization; mitotic spindle assembly. The record is from RefSeq and is a predicted model, not a curated record. The transcript has 2 exons.